UCUUUGCAUAUAUUUUCUUCCGUCUCACAAGAACCAUUCCAUUUCCACGCGCUUCACUUCCCACUCUCUCUCUCUCUCUCUCUCUCUCUCUCACUAUAUCCUCCUCCUUCUCCUUCCUCGUUAUUCGUUCUUUAACUUUGAACGCAUCGAGAUUUCCAAAACCCCUUCUCUUUUUUUUUUUUUUUUUUUCCUUUUUUUUUCUUUACCAUUAUGUAAACAGUUGAUCCCAUUGACCACCCCUGUGGUUUUUUUCUAUUUCUUUUUCCUUUUGCGAGAUCGAUUGCAUAGUGAAAGAGAGGGUAUUGGGUAUUUGAAAGUUCGAGCUUUUUCAGUCUUGGUUGGUCAUGGAGAAUCGUAGUGAUGCUGAAGCUAGUCAAUUUUUGAGUUUGUCUUCGGCAUUGUCGUAUGGGAUUGCUUCCAUGGCCAUGGUUUUUAUCAACAAAGCAAUUCUUAUGGAAUAUUCAAAUUCAAUGACCCUUCUAACUCUGCAGCAAUUGGCAACUGCCUGUCUUAUACACUUUGGCCGAAGAACAGGGUACACAAAAGCUAGAAGUUUAGAAAUGGCAACGGCUAAAAAGCUUCUGCUAGUGUCGCUAUUCUAUAAUGCUAAUGUGGCAUUUGCAUUGGCAAGCUUGAAGGGAGUUAAUAUUCCAAUGUAUAUUGCAAUAAAGAGACUCACACCACUUGCUGUACUCAUUGCUGGAUUCUUCUCAGGAAAGGGGAGACCUACAACGCAGGUCACUCUUUCAGUUAUAUUAACUGCUGCAGGUGUUGUCAUAGCUGCACUGGGAGAUUUUUCUUUUGACCUUUUCGGAUAUAGCAUGGCCCUUACUUCUGUUUUUUUCCAGACCAUGUACCUUGUUUUGGUGGAAAAGUCUGGUGCAGAGGAUGGGUUAUCGUCAGUUGAGAUAAUGUUUUAUAACAGUUUUCUGUCUCUUCCAUUUUUGUUGUUUCUCAUCAUAGCUACAGGAGAGUUUCCAAAUUCUUUAUCAAUACUAUUCGCAAAGAGUAAUUCAUUAUAUUUUUUGGUGAUCCUUCUCGUUUCGUUGGUGAUGGGCAUUGUACUCAACUUCACCAUGUUCUGGUGUACCGUUGUGAAUUCUGCUCUGACAACAACCAUUGUUGGGGUCCUCAAAGGUGUUGGGUCCACGACCCUUGGUUUUGUCGUUUUGGGUGGUGUGCAAAUCCAUGCUUUGAAUGUGACAGGUUUGAUGAUCAACACAGCUGGAGGGGUGUGGUAUUCAUAUGCCAAAUAUCAGCAAAAGAAGAACAAAUCCACAAAAAUGGUGGUGGAUGUUGAGGCUCAUCGUAAAUAAUUUUUAUUUAUUUUUUUUUUUAAAGAAAAAAAGUGAUCAUUGACAUUGGAAGAAGAUUUCUGUAUCAUUAGCAUAUUUCAAUCCAAUUUUCUUUUUCAUUCA
Messenger RNA from Ziziphus jujuba (common jujube), 1418 nucleotides. RefSeq names its product UDP-galactose/UDP-glucose transporter 7. Gene Ontology annotation, molecular function: UDP-glucose transmembrane transporter activity; antiporter activity; UDP-galactose transmembrane transporter activity. Gene Ontology annotation, cellular component: Golgi apparatus. Bases 345 to 1316 code for a protein of 323 amino acids. Lineage: Eukaryota; Viridiplantae; Streptophyta; Magnoliopsida; Rosales; Rhamnaceae. The record is from RefSeq and is a predicted model, not a curated record. The transcript is spliced from 8 exons.